Verticillium nonalfalfae is the source of this 819-nucleotide messenger RNA. RefSeq lists its product as uncharacterized. Gene Ontology annotation, biological process: retrograde vesicle-mediated transport, Golgi to endoplasmic reticulum. The transcript has 2 exons. NCBI's taxonomy places the organism in Eukaryota, Fungi, Ascomycota, Sordariomycetes, Glomerellales, Plectosphaerellaceae. Gene Ontology annotation, cellular component: membrane. The record is from RefSeq and is a predicted model, not a curated record. The coding region runs from base 1 to 819 and encodes 272 amino acids. Gene Ontology annotation, molecular function: serine-type endopeptidase activity.
AUGUCAUUCACGAAUGCGCCCGUGACGCGCGCCCUGGUCAUUGGUCUUGUGUCGAGCUCCGUCGUCGCGAGUUUGUUUGAUGUGAAGCAUUACUUCUACAUUCUCGUGGACUCGCAUUUCUGGCAGUACCGUCAAUUCUGGCGAAUGCUGAGUUAUCAGCUAUGUUACACAAACUCGAGCGAGGCCUUGUUUGCCUCCAUGACCCUCUAUCAACUGAGGAUUCUUGAGCAGGUCUGGGGAUCGAGAAAAUAUGCUUCCUUCAUUGUCGUCUCUGGCCUCCUCACAGCUGUCAUCCCGCCAUUGCUUCUGACAGUCUUCCUUCGGCCGCUGACAGCGGGACUUUUCAACUACAUGCCGGCUGGUCCGACUCCCAUCAUCUUCGCCAUACUCGCCCAAUACCAUGCCAUUAUCCCACACAUCUAUCGAUAUCGGGUCGCUACGUCGUCUGCCAACCCCUCGGGCGACUCUUUCACAGGCAUCACCUUGUCAGAUAAGUCGUACAAGUACGCACUCGCCCUGCAGCUGGCCCUGUUCCAGUGGCCGGGUUCGGUCCUCGGUGCGCUGGUGGGAUGGGUCGUCGGACACUCCUGGAGGAACGAUCUCCUCCCUAGUGCCAUGACGAGGUGGCGCGUGCCUGGGUGGCUCGUAGGCAUCAGAGCACAGAGGAGGCGCGACGAGUUUGAAGGGCUGAGGAGGAGGCUGGAGGGCGAAAACACAUCUGCCACGGCCUCAGGGGUUCAGGCUCCGGUCGAGGGAGGAGAGGGCAGGCAGAGGACUGUUCCUCAGGAGAUGCAGGACCAGCUGCGAGGGCUCAUGUAG